Messenger RNA from Toxorhynchites rutilus septentrionalis, 19830 nucleotides. RefSeq names its product dopamine D2-like receptor (gene Dop2R). The record is from RefSeq and is a predicted model, not a curated record. Gene Ontology annotation, biological process: adenylate cyclase-activating adrenergic receptor signaling pathway. NCBI's taxonomy places the organism in Eukaryota, Metazoa, Arthropoda, Insecta, Diptera, Culicidae. Gene Ontology annotation, cellular component: membrane. The transcript is spliced from 11 exons. Gene Ontology annotation, molecular function: dopamine neurotransmitter receptor activity, coupled via Gi/Go; G protein-coupled receptor activity. Bases 1902 to 3896 code for a protein of 664 amino acids.
GCGACGCUGUAAGUACACGUAUCUCGUUUUGUCCACCGGCGGUUGGUUCGUGCCUCCCUUAGAUUUUCUUGUACUUUGUCGCGUUUUCCUAUCUAUAUUGGUCGGUGUUCUUGGCUUCGAGAACAGGAGCUUCGGUUCAAUCCGGUGGCUGUGGAGGGUUCGCCGGUGUAAGUGUAAAACCCCUCACUCCGAACGGGAGACGAGAAUACGCGCGCGAGUUCCUAAACCCCGCAAGUGGGGUUUGGGGUUUUGUACGUGAAGUCGAUUCUUUAAAUCAUGCCAGGCGGGCGAGCGUUACGAAAAAAUGCUCCAGAGGAUUUGAUGAAUUUCAGACGGCGGUGAUUCAAGAGUUUGCCCGUUUGGUUGUUUGUUUGUUUGGCCCAGAAACGCUCGACAGCGGUGGGUGGGAAGGAUGCUUCAUCCUCGACUCGACUUGGGAAGUGUUCGAGUGUAAAACUGUGGGGAGACAGCGAGCGAGGACUAUUUCAAUAAUUUAUUAUGUAACGGGCUGGUCAUCGUGGAGAGUAGACGCAAAAGGAUGAGGCGUUCAGGGGAGAGACCGGGAGACCAAAUGAAAGUGUUUUUGUUCGCCCAUGCGAUGGGGGAGCAAAAGUUUCCCUCGUAAAAAGGGGCUUUUGCAUCCUAUUUUGCUUCAAUGGUGUGGUGCGAGAGAAGAGGCAGCCAAAGUGUCGAAAGGUACUAUGUAAUAGGAUUUCUCCACCAUUUGAUGGUAGGAAAACCAAUUACUCUUCGUCGGACGACCUCUCGAUGGGAAAGGAUGGAGAAUUGAUGGUAUCGGAUGGACUUAGUUCAGCAUCGGACAGACAACUGGAAGAGAAAUAUUCCAUCCGUAGAAAGGUGAUUGUGCGUUAAUUUUUAAAAUCAAUAAACAUCAGAUGUGAAUCGGGUGUGUCGGAUUUUAUGUUGGUGGUGCAAGAAAACAGGAAUAAAAGCAUUGUGCGCAAUAAAAACCGGUUGCAAAUAAGAUCCUUUCUGAUGAAAUAGCGGUUGGGUUGGGGAAGUGACUGAAGUUUUGCGGAUGAGGGCUGUGAGAGCCGGGUAGGAGUGAAAAUUUAUUGGCAGUCUGUCCAACUAGCGCCCACAAAUCCUCCCAGCGUCCAGUGAGAGUAAAGCCGGGGAAAAAAUAUUUCCCUGGUGCGAGAGGAGAAAAGUACGUGCUUGUGUUAUUAUUUAUGUGUUGUGGUCGGUCGAAAAGGAGGCGAAAUUCUUCCGGAAACUUGUGUGUAAGGGUAAGAGGAGUGGAAUGAGAAAUUCAUGAAGAGGCGUUGAGGUGCUCCUCGUAGGAUAAUAAUGUGAAGAUUUAGCAAACCGUUAAAAAAAACUAAGUGAGAUUUUUGGGAUCCUAUGGGCCAUAAAAACCACGGAGUCGUAGGGAAAAUAUGUGCACCGGAAGAUAACAAAACACUGCACCGUGUUGUGUCGCGUCGUUUCCGGUGGUGUGUAUUCGCGCAUACACGAACAGAGAUGAAAUAUUGCCCCUGCCCAGAGUCGCCAUAAAAUAUCUUAUUUUUCGGAACCGACAUAACGUCCACGGAAUCGUAAAACACGUUGGCCUGUCAUGGAAGGAAAGUGCACACGCUGCCGUGCCAUGGCCGAGGCUUUCCCGUGUUGCUGAAGUAAGGUUCAGCAGAUCAUUGGAAACAUGCUGGAAUAGAUGUAGUACCUGUUAAGAUAUAACGUUGUGACUGAUAAGCACGAUUGAAAUCCACUGAUCACUGAAUUACUGUAACGCACAACCGAUAGAAGGUGUGUUUGUGGCACCUGUUGACCAAAGAGAGAGAAAGAGCUAACGAUGUCUUGCUACCCGGACCGAACAAACACCCAGUAAUUAGUUCACACUCAGAAACGAGAAUUCGGCGCACCGGCCGGUUGCGUGGGUCAUGGUGACGGUCAACGAUUCUGCCCUCUCCGGCUGGGACUCGCCGGACUAUUUUCGGCUGUUUAGCGAAGGUUCUCCCGCUGACGUCAGCCGAUCCGGUCAGCCCUCACAGCAUACCUACUCUGCCCUGGGCCAUUCCUCGAGUCACACCACCGGCGCCACCCAUGGAAUCAAUAGCAGUAGAAGCAGUAAUGGCUCAACGGUGGCGUCCAAUGCUUCUUACCUCUAUUACGGCGAUGAUCCGGGACGGAACGAUAGCCGUUUGGGACCGGACGGCCGAGACGAGUAUCCUCCGCCGGGAGGAAGCAAUUUUAUGCUGCUCAUGGAGGAUUUUGGUGAAUAUUUUUACAACUAUAAUGGAAGUGGUCCACCGAACGGUUCGAUGCUUGCCACUGGGGAUCCGGGCUUCCAGGUCAACUGCUCGCUCGCGAAUAGCACCUGCGUCCAGUCGAGCGGAGAUGACUACAACUACUGGGGCCUGAUCCUAGUGCUGUUCCCAAUCCUGACCCUGUUCGGCAAUGUGCUAGUGAUACUGGCCGUGUGCCGCGAGCGGACUUUACAAACGGUGACCAACUACUUCAUAGUGUCCCUCGCGUUGGCCGAUCUGCUGGUCGCGGUCGUGGUGAUGCCAUUUGCCGUCUACGUGCUGGUGAACGGUGCGUGGACGUUGCCAAAUUUCGUUUGUGAUUUCUACAUAGCAAUGGAUGUGAUAUGCUCAACGUCGUCUAUAUUUAACUUAGUCGCAAUAUCAAUAGACAGAUAUAUCGCCGUGACGCAGCCAAUCAAGUACGCGAAGCACAAAAACAGCCGGCGCGUCUGCCUGACGAUACUGCUCGUGUGGGCCAUCUCGGCGGCGAUCGGCUCGCCGAUCGUGUUAGGACUAAACAAUACGCCCGAUCGGGUUCCCGAUCUGUGCGUUUUCUACAAUAGUGAUUUUAUAGUGUACUCGUCGCUAAGUAGUUUUUAUAUACCGUGUAUCAUAAUGGUGUUUUUAUACUGGAAUAUUUUUAAGGCCCUUCGAACGCGAGCGAAAAAGCAACGCGCUGCGCGUAAGCCCCACAUAUCGGAGAUCACCGCCGGCGGUAGUCUGAUGGAAAACAUUGCUCAAACGAAGCUCGCGACGGAGUCGCAUUUGGACGGCAGCACAAAAAGUGGCUCCUGCAAAAUCCUGCCGGACGAGGCCCCCACAAACACGGCGUCCGGCUCCAACGAGGAAGACGAUGACAAUGCGGGGUCCCCUGACAUUGACGACUGUCAUGUGAUUGUGAACGAUAAAUCAACAGAGUUUAUGUUGGCCACGGUCGUGGAAGAAGCCGGAAAUCUUCUCUCUUCCAGCGUGAUGGCCCAAAUAACGACAACGCAGAUUCCCUCCGAUCCGAACGGCAAUCACGACUCGGGCUACGCGCCCUCCAGCAUAGGGGAUGUGUUGGCGGCGAAUGCAACCCCACCGGGGAGCCCAAAUGUGGCCGCAACGGUCAUUGUAAAUAAAAACGCUACGCUUAGGAGUAGGAAUGGUUCGCCCAAAAAGGAAGCCAGUGUGACGCUGAAGCCGCUGUCGCUAGUGCGGUGCGGAGUGCAGCAGGCCUUAACGCUGAACCGGCACGACUCAACGCUAUCAACGAACUCCAACUCGAGGGACAGCACACGGAAGGAUAAGAAAAACAUCCAACAGGCAUCGAGCAGAUUUACGAUCUACAAGGUGAACAAGGCGUCCAAGAAGAAGCGGGAAAAGUCCUCGGCGAAGAAGGAGCGCAAAGCCACCAAAACGUUAGCAAUAGUGUUAGGCGUGUUUCUAAUCUGCUGGGUGCCGUUCUUCACGUGCAACAUCAUGGACGCGAUGUGCACCAAGCUCGAUAUGACCUGCCAGCCGGGCGUAACGGCAUUCAUCCUGACCACCUGGCUGGGCUACAUGAACAGCUUCGUCAACCCGGUCAUCUACACCAUCUUCAAUCCGGAGUUCCGCAAGGCGUUCAAAAAAAUCAUGAACAUCGAGUGAGUGCGGCGCAUAGUGCCGGGCGGCGACGGUCGGGGGAACCAGACCGGACCCAGGGAGCUGUCGUCCGGUGGGAUGGAAACGGUGGCGGCUGCCACCAGCCAGGUACGGUGGCGCGACAUACCCGAGGACGUGGAAAAUGAGGAGUAGAUGUGAGCGCAUAUGGUGACUGUAACUGUGGAAGUGUACGAGUGUGAGAGAGAGUGAGAUGGGGAGGGGAGAGAGAGAUGGUGAAACGAUCCGUUCCCAAGCAUAAAUACGGAAUCGUUGGGGCGGACGCCGCUUUGUACGUAUGUUCCUUUGUUUUGUUUUUGGGAUGAUUCGCGGACAACUUAUAGGGAGCCUUUCGUGCAUGAACGUUGGAAUAUUCGAACAUGAAUGUUUAGAAAUUAGCAUGGGCCAGAUAUUUUCGACGAUACGAUUGUUCAAAGCGAGCAUCUGUUCGAAGCCAUUGUGUUUCCAUUGUUAAAAGGUUAUUUUUCAAUAAUAUUGAAACGAAUUAUGCUUUUGAAGCUACCGUUUUCCAAUUGAAUCGUUGGAAUGUGCUGGAAUACCUUUAGAAGACAUUCAUAACUAUUCAUAUCUCUUUUUAUUUUCAUAUUCAUAUCUCGUUUAUUUAGCAGACUCAAUUACUCAUCAGUCAUAAUUAGGGGUACCAUCUGGUCGGAGUUGAAAAUCAGGACACCUAUCACAGCUACGAUUAUGACCGAAUCAUUAUCAUUGUUUUGAGAUAUAGAUGAGUAAAAACACAUUGUAUGUGAUUUACACUUCCAGAGACCAAAAUACUUAAACCUAUUUUUUUCUGUAUUAUCGUGACUUUCAACACUUUUAGCUGAAUCGUCACUUUACUUCCAUUUACAAGCUAAUGAAGUGGGUGUGUUCGAAACAAGAUUUGCCCUUCUGGUUAUCUGAAACGAAAAAUCGAAUAGAUUCUGAAUCAGUAAAGAUGCAGCUAUCGCAUCAACCUCGAACAAGUCAAAAACAUGUUUUUUGACAAAAUGGCGGCCGUUUGAAGAAAAAGAUGUAAUUUAAAACGUUUUGUUCACGUUUCCACAUUUCUUUUAAAAAUCAAAAUUCAAAAAAUAUUAUUUUACAUACAGAUUGUAUUCAUAUAAAUUUUACAUAAAUCGCUUCAGUAGAACUUGUGAUAUCGUGUUUGAGAAAUCAAGUUUCGAGAAAAACGCGUUUUUGUAUCAAGGCCAUACUAGAUUAGAGUCGCAUCACUAGAAUGGCCAUAACUCGGUAAAUAAUGGGAUUUUCGAAGAUUCAUUUCUAGGGUAUAUUCAUGAAUGCCUAAAAUUCAGGAAUAUGGAGAAAAAAUAAUGAUUUUUUUUUAAAUUUCUAGACUAGAAUUCUUUCUUAAAUUUAUUUGUAAAUUUUUGCUUAUCAAUUACUGGAGCAAAGGAGAUAUGUUCUCGAUAGACGUAAUCCUACGUCAAAAAUGUUUUACUCAAUAACAAAAUAAAAAUAAAUUAAAUAAUUAUGAUCAGAGUUUGGCAAUUUCAAACAAGAAGAUGAAAAUGAUUUUUAUACUUCAUCUUUUCUCAUUUUUUUUUAUCCCAUUUAUUUAUUAGACUCAUUAGCAUUUAGCUGUAACAGAGCCGGGUUUAAUCGUGUACAUGUACAUAUGUUUAUGUUUCUAUAAAUUGUGAAUUACACAGUAGUUAGUAGUAGCCAUUUAGGCGUUAAGUUUUCUGUUCCAUUACAUUAUGGUAAAUUACACAGUAGUAGCCAUUUAGGCGUAAGGGUAUUCUUUCUGUUCUUCCAUUGUUCAGCAGACCGGACAGCGGAGACAGUUGAUAUUGAUCAUUGUUGAGUUAUUUAUAGAACAGCAGCCCGAUAUUUCUUGCAGAGCAGAGCAGUUGUAUGGAUGAAUCGAUCUUUGUUCCACCGUGGAUCGAUUUCCAUCGCUGAUGAUGGUUGCGUGGACGUAGUUAUUCUAUAACAACACAAAGAUGGUCAAUUGAGGGCCAUGAGUUUGAACUCACGAUCGAUCGCUUGGUAAGCGAACGCGUAACCAAGUGGCUACGAAGACCCCCCUUUUCUCAUUAGCCAGAAUCUUUUUCGAUUGCGAGUAUUCUCUACUCAAACUGAAACAUCGAUUCUUCUAUUUCGUUCUUUUCUGCUGUCAUUUCCUUUGAAUUUUAAAGCAAACACUUUCUCUUGAAUAUUGAACCUGCUCGAAUUCAUCAUAAUUCGAAUGGGCUAUAUGUCAAUUUCAGUUUCACAUGUUAAAGGACCAUUGUUGCUUCGAAUUGAAUGUUUCACUCGGUUUUAUUUCUCUAAACCGGAUUUUCCCGGAUUGUUUUUCCAAAAAAAAUGAAUUAAUAGAGGCAUAUGAGGACAUUUUAGUCUUACAACCAGCGCCAAGCAUACUGCACAUCUUUCCACAUCGUCAUAUUCAUUACUUUCAGCGAAUACGGUUCGAAUUCAAACACAAUUUUCAUUCAGAUAUAAGACACUUUCAACUUUGACGAUUUUAUAACUUCGCUUCAUUGUGAAGGAUGAAUCAAAUGAACAUGGAACUAAACAACACUAUUCAGAGGUGGAGAGAUAUUCUUUUUAUUGAGCGUGAAGAGGAGUAGCAUUAUUUUUAGCCUGCAUUAGUUUGCAGCAAAUUGAAAGGCGAUAGGCUCAUUAGUGAGUGAGGCUGUGUCAACUGAAUCGAAAUUGUAAGGCCCUGAUUAUUCAUCAACAUAAUUGAACAUCUUAUAAAAGUCAGGACAAAUGCUAGAAUAUGAAAAAUAAAUCAGGACCCCCCAGAAACAUCUCAGAAUCAAGACAUGCCCUACUAAAUCAGGACAGAUGGUAACCAUAGUCAUUAUUAAGACUAAUAAUUUCUUUUUCUUCUUCUGUAGGAACAUGAACCACUGCGACUAUUAGUUUGAUCUAUAAUAGUGCAUUCUAUUUUGCUAUACACGAAAAAUUUGAAUUUUUUCAUCAAAUACACCAUUUAUUUUAUUGAAAAAACUGCAUGAUGUCAAGCAGUUAAUCCAGUUUCCAGUUUACAUUACCAAACUAGCUAUGACUGUCAUGUGUAUGCUUUCAAUAUAUUAAGAGCUGCUUGGCUAUCUGAGAAGAUACAGAUAUUGACAUACCUGUAUUUUCUAUCCAAACAAAUGUUUGUGCAUGUAAGACUACCAUGAAUUUCUGCUUAGAAAACUGUAUGCCACUGUCCUAUUACUAUUGACAUGUCUCUUCCUGGCCAGUAAUGGCCCAGAUUCUGUAGAUUUACCAAUAAGUAUAAAACACGAGUAAUCCUGGACGAGUUUUAGAAACAGCUUCUUCCCAUUCGUUGCGAUUAAAUUCAAUCUCUUUGAAAGAAACACUGAAGCUAGUCUUCGUUUCCAUCCAGUCUUCAUUCAUGAAAAUCUUUCAGGAUUUGUAAAUGCUCUGUGAAAUCUUCUUCUGGAAAAUGUUUUGCACGUUUCAGCCCAAGAGCAACUUUUUCCGCUUCAAGUUGCUCAUAUUGGUGCAAAGGUUGAAGGUAUAAAAGAGCAUCUUGGGUUUUGGACAGGGAUUAGACAUCAAUUGAAUAUAGGCUAGCCAAAAUCAAAAUCAAUAUGGCGUUAUUUGUUUACCAACAUAUCAUUUGCGAAGAUUCGUUGAAAUUACGCAGAUAGUAAAAAUAAAGAAAAAUGCGCUGCUUUAUUUCUAACUGCAUGAGCGAUUUUCACAUUUCGGUUUCAUAUGGAGGUGUUCACAUUUAACAUGGAGUUUAAAGUUAGCCACUAUUCGACUAUAUAACCGGACCGAGUUGUAAACAACAGUAAUUGACAGAACUGAAAUGUCAGUGAACCGCAGCAAUAUUGGGUACACUGGCAAUAUGAGGGAUUUGACGUUUUAGUCAUACCCCUGGUUUUGGAGGAUGCGCUGGGCAUUGCUCCAGAAAUUGAUAAGCAUGCCAAACGUUGCACUUCUUUGCUUCUUUGUUUUUAAGGGGCUUUGAACUUUGCAGUUCAUUCGCCUAUAGUCUAAUCCACCCCUCUGACAGUUAUUUUUGUUACUACUCAAACAGCUCACACACACUUAAACUCCUGCGGUUAAUAGCAGUAACUGCUGUCAAUGUUCUCAAGUUUCUUAUGAAAGAGAGAGAAUGUUUGGGAGAGAAUUUAUUCGGUUUUUUGCUGUGCUCUCUCCAUUGAAAGUUAGUUCAGUUCAUUCACCAUUUUAGUGUCAAUUGACAGUCGCUUCUUGUGGCUCACUGUUGUGUGUCUCGUGUAAAUUAUAAUGAAAUAAAUGAAAAGUGAAGAAAUGGCCCGAAAUGUACUUUUUUACAUGCAUAAAUCCAAUCAUGUUUCAUUUUGUAGUGAAUGAAAGAGUUCAAUCUGAAACGACAUUAUGAAUCGAAACAUGCGUCAAACAUUGGCAAGAUUGUUGCCCUUGCUGAAAAAAAAUGUGAAUUCAAAAGGAAAAUUGAGUACUCAGCAAAACUUUUGUGUGAUACCGAAGUAAGAAAGCGUGUUUUACAGGAGAUCUAUAUUUUGCGGAAAAAAGGAUGCUCGAUCAAAGACGUUUACGGGUGGUCAGUUUGUGAUGGAGUGUAUAUAAAGCUAUGGAUCAAACGAUUUAGUUUUUUAACACAAGUGAACAUUUCCCUGCAAACGAGUUGAACGAGCUUUAACUUACGGUGAUACAGCUCGAGUAGUUACAUUUGUUCGAGACAUAUCUAAGGAUUUUGAAGUGACGGAUGGUUUGUCUUUUUUUCAUGAAAAGAAAACAAAAGCAGAAAUUUGAUCUAUCGUUGAAGAAAACGUUCUGAUGAAGCUCCUGCUAUGUGUGGUGAGUUAAAUUUUAUUUAAACUUUCCAUAUUUUAUGUUAGUAUAGUUUUUUUAUGUUAUGAAAAAAAACGAAUGUACUCUUGCUCAUCCUUUAAGUCAACCAGAUGUUUUGGAUGGAUUCAUGCAGUAUAUUCGCAUCACAGUCUCUGCUCACAAAAUGUAGAAUUCAAUAACUUCAUGAAGGAUGUCGUCAAAAUUGUCAAUUACAUGAGAUCGUACGCAUUGAAUCAUCGUGAAUUUCAUCCUUUCUUCAAGAUAUGAACACACGGUAUGGCAACACUCCAUUUUUUACUGAGACACGAUUGGCUUAGUAGAGGAAAAAUAUUGCAACGAUUUUUGACCUUCAUGAAGAAACCGCGGAUUUCAUGAAUAUGAAGGGAAACCCGAUUGAUAUUCACAAAAGGGAGGAGUGGAUAGCAGAGCUAACUUUCCUGACGGACACCUCAAGCCAUCUGAACAAUUCAAACUUGAGCCUGCAAGGUAUAAUUAAAUUGGUAACUCAUGUUUCUCGCAGGACCAAUGAGAAAUUUUUAAUUUUGCCAAUUUUCUGGCACGGAAAAUUCCCAACAUAUCGUCAAAUAGAAAAUACGUUGACGCGCUCCAAGCGAUGAAGGCUGAUUUUUCUCGCAGAUUUGGAAUCUUCAAAGCAAAUGAAAUAAUUUUCCAAAUAUUUUCUACCCCAUUCAGUUUCGAUGAUGAACAUUUCUGAAAAAAUACAGAAGGAAUUCAUUGAAACGCAGCAUGAUUCAGUGUUGCAUGAGCAAUUUAAUUACCACGGCCUUUUAGAUUUCUUCUCUAAAUUUGUUCCAGAAGAACGAUUCCCCUAACUAAGAAAACAUGCUCUUUUGAUUGUUUGCUUUUUUUGUUUGCUUUUUAUUCCAUUUGUUAGUAAUUAUUUUCCAUUAUGAAGCAAGUGUGAUCAAAGUCAAAUGACAAAAUAACUGAUCAUUUGGAAAACUUCUGGCAUCUAUCUGAUUUAGAUAGAGUUGCCUAAGUGAAAUCUUAACGUCAUUAGAGUAUGUUUCAUCCUAGUAUAGCCAAAAGUUUAUUCAGUUAAAUCAUGUAUGCUGCCAGCAGAAAAAUUUGAAGCAAAACAAAGUGAAAUUCUGCAGUCGUGUAGUUUAAGGUGGCUUCUUCACUCUUACCAAGAUUUGUUUGGUUUCCUGGCGACGAUGAAGUUCAGUCUGUACGAGAACCGUGUGGUAACUCUCGCGUUAUAUAAGUGCGGGAAGUGAACACGUUCAGCGCUAUCCUCUUCAUAUAAAUGCGUUGAAUGGUCGAUAUGAACGUUUCCAAGCGCAGCAUAUGUCGUAUUUUGUGUGAUUUACAGCUUGAUGCGUACAGACGAUGCCAUUUAUGUCAUCGUCAUUUAUUGUCAUGUCAUGUCAUUUAUUGACGCCAAAAUUGGAAAAAAUACGAUUGGUGCCAUUCAAAACAUUUUUAAAACGAUUCAAAUACAUGGCGAGUAGCAAACCUACCAAACUUCGUCUUCACAAAUGAUUGGCCACCCGCUUGCCCAGACCCCAAUUCAAUGGGUUAUUCACUUUGGGCCAAGUUCUAGGAGCUUGACCAGGGGUACCAAAUGUACCGCCCUACGACUGUAUUCUGACGACUGUCACCAUCAUUGGCCCGUAACAGUCGUUAGAUCAAUCUAUUAACGACAAUCACACAGUGAAAAUGUCGUGCGACAUUUAUAUUUACUGUCGUGUGCUGUACACGGCUGCAUUUCCAUAUGUGAGUAUUUUGUUCAUUCGUCUGCGACAGGCCUGGUUGCUAACUAGUCAUGUUGUUUGUAGAUUCGGAAUGCAAUCGUAAAUGCAUUGCUACUGUCGUGAAUGAUUUUUUCCCUCGUGCUGAUGAUGUCGGGUGUCUUUGUAUAUAUUAUGCAACAUCGUUCGCUUACAAAAGUGUGUUCUUUAUUCACCAGUAUUUUAUUCAUUUUCUCAUUCGCAAACUAUAGGUUGUAGGCUUUGAAACGGAAGAUAAUUUUCAGUUUCUGGUGAAUUCUGCAGCAUAUUCCGAAAUGGAAAAAAAAUAUUUGUUGGUCGAUGAUGCGGCUAUCAUAUGUGGAGAGCAAGUGAGCAACAGGGGAGAAUCUGUUGAAAGAAAUGCGAGAGGAAGUGUUGUGGGUGGAAUUAGCGUAGAUCGAACGUUUAAAGUUGGCUUCAUUUGUGUUUAUUGAGGCGAUUUGAAAUUGAUUUGAUCGAAAUAAGGCCAAAAAUGCAUUGUUAUAUACUAAUCUGUCACCACAAUUAUUAGUUUCCUACUUGGAGGAUAAAUCUAAACGUUCCCAACACUGAGUAUUUCCCGAUAUCAUCAAUAUAUUAACAAAGAAACUCUCGCCUAGAAUCAUUAGGGAUCCGUGCUUUUUUCUCCUAUGAAUUGCUGCUCAUUUGUGUACCUAUCUUGAUUCGGCCAUCCCAGCAGUACAUCAUUCUCGAUACAGCCGAUCUAAAAUUGAACCGGCUGUCUCUGUAUAUACGUAACUUGUGCUCACAACCACAUCCCAGAGCGUUCUGGUGAAAAAGCACAAACGCAUAAAAUAAAGGCUUGUUUUACGAUCGCGAUUUCUUGGUCAUGACAUUUUUCUUGCGACAGUCAAAUUUGACAGUAACUCGGGUAAACCGAUGAUAUUCAUCGCAUCAUGAGCGACUGUUACAGCGACAGAAUUAAUGGAGUAGCAGACACGAAAAAAUGGAAAAUGAACAGUACGUUUGGCUCACUACGAUCGGGCCCGACAAAUCAGACAAAUUCGACGAAGCACCGACUGCUAUAGUACAGGUUUAUUUUAUUCAUUCGUGCUCUGUCGCUUGUAUGCGAAUGUAGCGCGCACACAGUGAGUCUCGAUUUUAUUUCAUACCGACUGUAAUGAAAAUGCAGUACUUUUGGGACGCCUGAGCUUGACUAUAUAUGUUCUCAUCGAGUUUUGCGAUCGUUGAAGAAUUCUAUCGAGAAGUCAAGCCGUGAACUUCCACUUGCAACCACCCGUACUACGAUUGACAGUUGACUCAAAUGUCCAAAUUUUUACGACUCUGUGUGAAGAAGCAUAAUUUUGAUAAAAAUAUUCAUUUUAGUUAAUUUUACAUCUUUGAUGAAAAUUUUAGUUUUUUAUUUCAUUAUGUUCUAGAGUUAUGGACGAUCGAAUGACUGACAGAACCUAUUGCUAUCCUAAAGCAAAAAAAAAAGUUUUUGAAUGAUUGAAUGAAUGCCCGAUUUAAUCGAGAUAUUGUAAUCAUAUGAUGAAACUGAAUGCUAUCUAAUUUAAAUGUUGAGUGAGUCAUAGAAAGUACCAGUGAAAUAAGUAUAUUUUAAAUUUUAUUAUAUUCUAUACUAUGCCGUUCUACACAUAGUUGUCCCAUGUUACUUUUUGACAAUUUUCACUUUUCUUCAUAAAACGAUGUUUUUAUACCUAAUUUUCCGGAAAAACACAAAAAAAGUUAUAGUUUGUUCCCAGCUUUGAAAAAACAACAUCAAGUUCAAUUGUCCCAUGUUGUUAUUCUAUUCAUAACUGUCCCACCAUGUAUUUUUGUAAAUCCAUAUGAAAUUAAUCGGUUCAAGUACAAGAAUUUUAUGAGACGCUUUCAGCAGAGUUGAUGCACUCAGUUCUAGUUUGGAAGAAGGAACUAAUUCACGAACUAACAAAAAAAAGUGUAACAGAACACUUGUACACCUUGUUAGCGUAAUAACUAACCUAAUAACAACGAGAUUCAUAUUCUGCAAAAUAUUGCAGAUCACUCCCUUCUUCAUAAAACGAUGUUUUUAUGCAUAAUCUUUCGGAAGAUACGAAAAAACUUAUUGUUUGUUCGCAGUACUUCAAAACAUCCACAUCAAGUUCAACUAUCCCAUAUAUCAUUAAACAGUAGUUUUAUGCCUAUAAAAAACCCAGUGUAUUGCUUGACCGAAAUGCUCAAAGCUUCUGAAAGACAAAUAUACUAGAAAACUUUUAAUGCGUUUAUCUCAGUUGCUGAUUUUGGAACAUGGGACAACUAUGCGUAGAACGGCUUGUAUAGUGGGGGAAUAUCAUUGCGGCCCGUGACUAUGAUGACAUUUUUGAUUUGACCCGCACCAUGCCUACACCUGGGCACCACUGGUGUAGAUCCUCCUAAUCUAGCUGUUAUUUGUCGGUUGGUUAGCAUAGCAUGUAUCCAGUUGGGGAUGCUCAUGUCAAAAACUUCAUUUUGUCAUAGCUUAAUUUAUAGAAUUGUGGGAUGCAUUGUCUAAUGCUCCCUUAACAUCGAGAAAAGUUGUAAGUGAGAUUGCUAUAGCGUCAAAAGACUUCUCUAUUUUUGAAAUUAACGUGCGACUGUUUCAGUUGGUUUAUUUGCUUGGUAGGCAAAUUAAAGUUUGUUCAAUGGUCUCUUGUUGAAAUAUGAUGAUUUGAUAUGGAGAUCAAUGACCUUCUCCAUCAUUUUCAAGAUGACAGAUGUCAGACUAAUUGAUCUAUACGCUUUGGUAGUCAUCUUGUCACGUUUUCCAGCCUUGGGAAUAAAUAUAACUCGAACCUCUCGCCAAUUACUAGGAAUCACACAAGCCCUGAAUAUCUCCGUCAGAAGAGAAACAGUGACAUCCUUGCUUCUUAGUAACUGCACUGGAUAAAUCCCAUCUGGUCCUGGGUUUUAAAGGACUUUAAGAAAUCCACUGCUCAUUUAACCCUUGACUUCGUAAAGACCGCCCGGGGUAUUGCUUCAGCUCAACUCUCGUCUAUGAUUGGGAAGAAUUGACCUAUGUUGAAGACCUUUGCGUGUUCAAAAGUAAUUUGGAUUGUGCCUGGGAAGUACGUUUCCAUCAUGAUAUUAUAAAGGUUUUCUCUGGGAAUCAGUUGUGCAUUGAUAGUUUUCUUUUUUCAGGCUACCAAGUCCAUUGGUAUGAUCCUUUGAAAGGGCUUUAUGAAGUCUUUGUGAAAAAGUGAAUACAUACUAAUAAUUUUAUAAUAACUGAAUCUAAUACCCGUUUGAUUGGACAGGACAAGACCACAUGCUCGAUGUCAUGAUAACCGUCUAACAAGUAAUUAUUAGACAUAAGACGGAACAUUACGCGAAUGAAGUUCCAACCUACAUUCAAUCCCUUCAACCAUGCGUUUAUCGAUACCUCAGGAAUUAUUGUACGCAACCAGCGACCCAAGUUAUCAUCACUCCAAUUGUGUUUACAAUUGGAGUGUGCGUAUCGACGAAGAGUAGAAAAAAUUCAUGACAAGUGCCUUCCAAGGCGCCAAUAUUAACUAACGAGUCCGCUCUCUCGUUAGCUGGAUUGAAGCAAUGGAUUUGAACCCAGGCUAAUGUAUGCCUAUGAAAUUUUUCGACUUGACUGCCCAAGAGCUGUCCUAUUAUCAUAAGAAAAAAACAUGAGGCUAUUAUAGUUUUCAUUGAUUAGAUAGUUUCUAAUGAGCCUCAGCUCAAUAAUAACAGUUCGACUGAAAAGUUCAUAAGGUUGACGUCUAGAUGACGCUUCUUGCAAAAAUCUACUUGACUAUCACAAAGCACCAUCUUUCAAUGGAUACGUGUCAAAAUUUGCUGCAAAAAAUGCUCGCCGGCAAGAUAUUUAAGACCUAUGAUGAAGUGGUAUAUAGAAUAGGCAAUAAUAAAAUUGAAUUUUGCAAAAAAAAUAGUUUACCCUAACGUAACAAAUAUCCGAAUGCAACAAAUACUCGAAUGCGACAUUUACCCGAAUGAAACAUUUACCCGAAUGCAACGUUUACCCAAAUAAAAAAAGGAAAAAUUCCGACAAAUCAGGGUAUCAGUUUUGUCCAAUCUCACCAUAAUAAAUAAGAUUUAAUCAACGCAACAUACGUCAAAGAUAACGAAAAUACGCAGUAAAAUGGAAAAUUGUUAUGAGAAAAUUUGAAAAUCAAGCGGGAGACUUCGCUGAUUAUUUUUUUUAAAUUUGGGUAUGCACAAUUAACAUGACAUCUCCUUUUCCUUUCCGUAUUACUCUUAAAGGCCAAGAUAUCAGAAAUGACCAAGGGGUUUGAAAUGUUUCUUUCGAAAUGGUACUUACAUAUUAACAAUAGCAAUUUUUAUUAUGAAUGUAUUGCUUCGUGAUGAAAUUUAUUCUGAGAUCAAUGUAAUGGGGGUGAGCUCCCCAUCUAACGGGGAUAAGGAAGUGUACGCAAUCCGAGUCGGCCGAGUCGAGUCGCGGCGGUCUCUCUGUGCAAAUCUGUGUUUCACCGAUUACCCGGUUAGUUUGAAACAUAAGAGACGAUCCUUCAGUAAGGUCUACGUAUACGUUUGCCCGGUGAAUCUUCGAAAUAUAUAAUUCAUAUUUCAAUGCUAAAAUCAAAGAGCUUCUGUAUCAGGUGGUGUUUAACUUUUUUUUUAAAUUUUAUUAUCAAGAUUAUUAUCAAAAUUUUAAUCCUUUUUUAAAUAUUUUUUUUCUUUCUCAUUAGGAAUUAUUUAUCCUUCGGGUAAACUUUCUAUUCAGAUAAAAGGUAUUCAAAUGACCGUGUUUCUCGUGAAUGCACUAGAAUCUCGCUAUGUUUAAUACUUUUGUGUAAUAAUCCUUUUAUCUACUUCCAGCGCAUUAUCUGUCUUUUCUUUAGUUUUUUUUUUUACAUACAGGCAAUUUUUUUCGUGCGAGAGAUAGGGACCGCUUAAAAAAUCAUUUUAUGCGGUCCGCAUCCCUCGCAAAGCAAACUUCACCAGUAGCUUUAAAAAAUCGUUUUCGGUACACAAUUUGAUUUUUUUUUGUGCGGUAGAUAGGGACCGCAUAAAAAAAAGUUUUCCCAAGAAAAAAACUCAAAUCCACGCCGUUCACCGUUCGAUUUCCUUUUGCAGCCAUUCCAUGUCGAACCGAUAUAGUGGUUCUCAGAUUUUCGUCAAAAGUGGUAGUUUAGUUCUUUACCGCAAAACAUUAGACCCGUAUUUUUUCAGUAGGGUGACCAUUUCCAUUUUAGGGUUUUCCGAAAAAUCAACUUUUUCCUCUUUUUUCCAAAGAUGACUUUUUUCAGAAAUUCAUAACUUUUGAACUUCUAGACCGAUUCAGAUGUUCGAUAUAUCAAUUUGAAGCCAAUCCCCUGGCCUUUUUUGAAAUUUUUUGUUUUUUUUUCGUUUUUUAUUGUUUUUUAUGGUCUCGGGACCAAGGGCGCUAUAUAUUUUUUCUAAAAAACUGAGGAUUUUUAACAAAACACAUGUCGAAACCAGAGAUUCGUUUUUUUUUCGUUUUUAAGUUAUGAUUUUUCAAAAUUAAGCGAUGUUCCAAAAAAUUAUUUAUUACUUUUGAACUACUGGACCGAUUCAGAUUUUUUUAAAACUGACACAUUUGCCAAUUAAUUGAAUUGAAUAUUGAACGAAUUGAAUAUAUAUUGAACGAAGACUAAAAACAUGUUGACUUUGAAAAAUCAUAACUUAAAAACGAAAAAUAACACAUCUCCGAUUUUUGGAUAUAACCUCAGCUUUCAAGAGAAAAUAUAAAAAAUAUAGCAUCCAUGGUCCCGAAACCAUGUAAACUAUAAAAAACCAAUACAAUCAAUAAUUACGAAAUCAAAAUCCGUAUUUUUUUCGCAAGUCCAAUAUUUUUCAAAAAGAGACUAUCUAAUUGGCUUUAAUUUUAUGUGUCGAUCAUCUGAAUCGGUCUAGUAGAUCAAACGUUAUGAAUUUUUGUGUUGAAAAAAGAGGAAAAAUUGAUUUUUCGAACCAUUGGUUAACCUUAAAACAUCAUAACUCAAAAAUUUUUGAAAAAAGGCAUUUUUUUGGGAAAAAAAGAGGAAAAAGUAGAUUUUUCGGACAACCCUAAAAUGCAAAUGGUCAUCGCGUGGCUUGUUGUGCCUUUAGUUACAUGUCGAAAUUUGUUGCUAUUAGAAAUCAUGUCAUGCGAAACUUAGUGCAUUUGAUGGAAGGAUGGGAAUGAUUUGAGAAGUGGAUAAUUUAGACGCAAAUAUGCUUUUUUUACACUAAAAUGCAUAUAAAACGUCAAAUAUGCUUCUUUUAUAUACCACACAAAAAAAAUGGCAUAGGAACAGAAAAACGCACAAAAAAAAAAAGGUUUGCCUGUAUUUCAAUAUCUCAUUCUAUGAAUCUUAUGCCGACUGCUAUUAGUACAUUCGGAUAAAUGUUUCACUCGGGUGGAUGUUACAUUCGGGUAAAUGGUCAUUCGGGUAGUUGUUACAUUCGGGUACCUGUCGCAUUCGGGUAUUUGUUACAGUCGAGUGAUUGGAUUUCAGGUGAAUGUCUUUCGGGUUACUUUCUUCGGGGAAAAUGUGUCAUAAUCCAUGAUUAUACCUCCAAAUCGACACCAUUUCAUCUUCGGUGUGGGACAGCAUAACAUUUUCCACAAUCUCUCUAUACAUUACUCCGUUCAUUAUUCGAUCAAUACGAUGAAGAGGGCACACACCUGUCCAUACAAGCAUUCCCAAACCUUUAAAGUUCCUCCACCUUGUUUGAAGUAUUUCUGUGAAACCGCUGAUUAAGUCUGGUACCAAGUGUCGUCGGAAUCGAACAGAUUGAAUUUGGAUUCGUUGCAGAGUGAAACCGUUUUGCGUUUGAAAUAUUUCAGCUCAAAUGGUUCCGCAAAAAGAAGUAAAGAGAAGUCUUUCUCGGUUUGUUGUUAAUAAACUGCUAUUCCGUCGAUCCGCUCUCGCAACCCCUCGCGGGCCGGUUUUGGAGCUUACAUUCAAGCCUAAUUUUCGUUUGAUUUCGAAUCCUGAUACAAAAUAAUAGUUAUGGGAAUACGGUUAUUCAUUUGAACCGUUGAUCUUGCCAUGUAAUGCUACAACAAACGAGAAACUAGCGACUUGUGUAUGGCAAAUGUUACUCUAAUUUCAUUUUGAAAACAUCCCUUCUCAAUCGACUCAAUUAUUUUCUGCUUCAAAUCACUACUGUAACCAUUACGUGACAUUAAUAAUGCAAUGAACAAAAAAUGAGUGAAAAGUUAUCAAGUCAAAGAAUUAUCACGCAGCAAUAAUUUAGUUCUGUUUACCAACUUGACAGUUGCUUGGCUUUGAUUUUGUGCAUUUCAUGACCAGCUAUAUUUACAGUGCAGUGCUGCCAAUAUUAUUGAAGCAAUAUUGAUGUGAGAUUACUUGUUCUCCAAUGCCACUAACGUUCCUGGUGAAUUACGUCGUCUCAACGUAAGCUAUUACUUACAUCGUUUUCAAUAGCACUUAGUUGAGAUUAAUUUUGCCAAAUAAAACGUUUUGAAUGUAUUCUGGAGUGUAAGCUCUUUGACAAAAAAUCCUACAGCCAGAACGGAAAUCAAACCCCAAACCCUAUUAACAUCUCAUGAGUUGAUUAACUUUUGUUCGACACUGUAGUUGGUUUUUACAUGAAACGUUUCUCACAACUGUCAAUCGGUCUCGGAUGAUUGAUCAUCGACUCUGCUAACAUCCCAAAAACAAAACAAAAUCGGGAUAACGUAUGACGGACGUUGAUCGACGAAAACAUAGCAAAAAUGAAGGAUAAUGUUGACUAACAUCCCCCUACUCCGAGCUUGGAACAAUAUCGCCGAUAAUAAUAUAAUUAUACACAGUUGGGGAAGAAAGUGUGGUUAGUUUGUGUGAGUUUGUGUGAAUUUGUGUGCUCAUGUGUAUGCGUGAGUGGGUGACACUCAAUGUAAAUAUGUAGUAAACAGCUUAUUUAGGUUCAUAGAAAAUAUAUGACGGUAAACUGGGGGAGAGGCCAGAAAAGAAAAUUGUACAUUGCAACUCUCGCAUCCACUACAAGAAGACGUAAAAGUGAAAUAAAAACUCAAUGCAAAACCCAAGCAAACUCAUAGUGACACUUUCGGGUGACAUGGUUUGUUGUGGGGGAUGAUUUAUACAUAUAUAUUUAUAAAAAUAAGAAACAAGUAAAAAUCAAACCAAAGCUCAGCACGACUCAACUGUAAUCAAAUCACUCUUAGAUGAGGCUGAGGGUGGUAUUCAAGUAAACGGCUGUACAUUAGGCUAGUACCACUCCAAGGAGCAUAAUAGAUGUUUAGUUUAAGCUAUGGAAAUCAAAUAAACAACAACAACUCAAGAAGUUAGUGCUAUUUUUCUACCAUUUUUUAGGUUGAUGCUUUUCAUUUUGUAGAAGAAUGUAAGUAGUAGAAAAAUAUCCAAAUAUAUCGCAGAGAAACGGCUGCUUCUGUUUCUAUCCGUAGCAGUAGAGAUGUCGAACUAAUCAAACCAAGAGAAAUAAACGAAAAAUACGUAUGGGCGGGAGAAAGCGGAAGCUACUGUUUUCGAGCGAACGAAAAAUCAAAAAAUGAAGUGAUGUUGAAUCAAACAUAAAAUAAACUAACAACUAUUAGCCAAACAAGCGGUGGAAACUCUCUAGACUUCAGUACAAAUUAUCACUAAAUCAAAAGAAGAAAAGCUGGGAUGGAAUAUCCAUCUAAAAAGCAGCAACUGUUUCUUACUUCACGCCGAAUGGUUAUGCGCUCGAUUUUUACAACAAAAACAAAACAAAAGAGUGGAUCGUUGAUUGUCGUUGAGUUUUUCUAUUAGAGGUAGUUUAUGAAAAAAAAGUUAAUUAUUUAAUACGUACCGAAAAGCUUCCACUCUGUACUACCAGAUACCUUCGUGUUAUAUUCCGAAAAUAGCCAGGGGGAGAGCCCAGAAGAUUGCCUUCCACAAUCGUAGAAGAACGAGCAGACUAAUUAGGCAAGCGAAUCGCACGUACGGAAAACUCUUGCCCUCAAUUCUCGCACCUAAUCGCGAUUAGACACUUAGAUCCCCUCCAAACGACCAUCCAAUCACUCGGCCUUGUUUCCUCCUUCUUUUUGCACCAUCGGAUUCAGGCUUUCCUGCAACGAGAGCUGAGGGUAAUUGAAUAUUUGUUUUGAGCCCCAAAUAUUGCUUCCGUACGGAUGAGCACAGUAAAAAAUAAUCUACUACUACAUUAAAAACCCAACAGUGCCAAUCGUACCGUGUUCUCCUCCCGGCUCUCAGAAAGCAAUUGAACUUCCUUUUUACAUUAUAUUUACCGAGAUCUUCGAAACGAGAGUGAAAAAAGUCCUGUUUAUUAUUCAUAUAUUGUACAACCGAUAGUAAAUCAUAAAGACCAAAGAACCGCUUGCGAGCGGUCAAUUUUGUGUUAGAUGGGAAACAAAAAAUGACGAAACUCAAGAUUAAUAAAACGAAACGACUUCCAAUGUUAGCAUACAUACACACAUAAUGAAAAAAAAAACAAAACAAAUGCUGAGAGACCGAAACAGAGGGUCAACACACUGAAAUACUUGAAUA